ACUCCCGCUUAUUUAAAGUUAUUUAAUACCUGAUCUGAUACUGAUAAGUGUAUGACAAAGAUUAUAGAUUAAGUGAUUAGGCCCUAAGAUAGGGAAUCGAUCUAGAUAUCUACUUUCUAGAGUCUCACUCAGUCUACUCCAUAUCAGUCACAAGUCAAGUACUCACAGCCUGCUUUCAUCAGAAUUUAGAAAACAUCUGCGGCUACAAUGGUCAUCUUAGCUAAGAAUGUUGCGGAAAUGAGUUUGUUUAGUGUAAAUACAAAGCUCAGGUUCAGAUGCUCGACCAGUUGCAAACUUUUUAGGACUAAUGAAGUCAUUGUGAUGAAAUACAUACAAAUACUACAACAUGCUGGGAGAUACCUUCAACAUUCUGACAAAUCUUUGGCGAGACAGACAGAACAUUUGAAAGACUUUUUUCACUAUUUUGGAGAUUCUUACUUUCUGUUACAAAAACACAAGGAAGCUAAAGUGGAUAUGAAACAUUACUUGUUGGCCACACCAGAGAUUAGCCUAGAAAGCAAGUCACUGGCAGGUUCUUUCCUGGACAAGAAGGGUUUGGUCUGUAAAUUCCUUACAAAAAGUAGUUGUUAUCUACACGAUUACACCAAUCCUGUAGUAUUUAAUACAGUGCUAUCUGGAAGGGAGAUUUUCUUCACCUCAUUUGCAGAGAUCCCAUUAUCUAGAGAAGGGCAUAAUGGACAAUUUAAGGAUUUCAUUGAUGUGGAGAUGAGAGAUGCUUUGUCAAAAUUUAAUGAAAGAGCUGAGUUGUGGACAAGCUUUUUCUUGUUUCAUUCAACUGAGGUGCUACCUUCUAAUGUUCCUCAGAGCCAUUGGUGGUGGUAUAAGACUGCUGAGAAAAAAAUAGAUCUUAAAACUUUUGAUUAUUAAUUCAAAUAGGCCUACACAUGAAUGGCACCUGUAAAGUUGAGUAAUAAAGAAAAUUGUUGAAAUAACUAAAGUCUUAGGUAGAUUUUGUAGACCAGAAGCUCAAGUUCAGUUUGCCUGGUAUGCCUGCACAUGCUAUUGGGUGAUGAUGAUGAAAAAAUUGAUUCAAAUGAUGUUUUCUGUAGUUAAAUAAACAGAAUUCCGUGGCAGUCUGGAUAAAGUCUGGAAUUUUGAAAAGUGAAUUUCAGACCAAAAAAGUCUGGAAUUUCAUUUUGGAAGUUUAACUCCUCCACAAUGUCCACAUUUCCCGACUAACCAAAAGUUUAUUUUUAGUGGUUUUACUUCACAUUUUUUUCCAAUGUAGACUGCAUGGGUUGACACUAAGUAUACUCCAUAUAAAUCUAAGCCUAUUGUUUAGGUCCAGUUUCUCUUUGCUCUUCUUGUGAUGACCUCAUAUGCUAAUUGUUUGGAACAUGUGGGCUACGGCUACAGAAUAUUAACAAAUAUUCUGACAGUUUUAUACUGUAUCAUAUACGGAACAUAAAGGCUGCAUUAUAAUUGUGCAUAAAAUCCAAAUAGAUAUUUUGACGUUUCACAUCCUUGCGGAUCAAAAAAACAUCAUUUGGCAAUUUAG
Messenger RNA from Physella acuta, 1519 nucleotides. RefSeq lists its product as uncharacterized. NCBI's taxonomy places the organism in Eukaryota, Metazoa, Mollusca, Gastropoda, Physidae. The record is from RefSeq and is a predicted model, not a curated record.